This is a messenger RNA of Plutella xylostella (diamondback moth), 4131 nucleotides long. Its product is annotated as zonadhesin. NCBI's taxonomy places the organism in Eukaryota, Metazoa, Arthropoda, Insecta, Lepidoptera, Plutellidae. The record is from RefSeq and is a predicted model, not a curated record.
AGUAGCACCGCUGGCCCUGGCUCUGGAAGUAGCCCUGGCUCUGGAAGUAGCCCUGGCUCUGGAAGUAGCCCUGGUUCUGGAAGUAGCCCUGGCUCUGGAAGUAGCCCUGGCUCUGGAAGUAGCCCUGGUUCUGGAAGUAGCACUGCUGGCCCUGGCUCUGGAAGUAGCCCUGGCUCUGGAAGUAGCACCGCUGGCCCUGGCUCUGGAAGUAGCCCUGGCUCUGGAAGUAGCACCGCUGGCCCUGGCUCUGGAAGUAGCACCGCUGGCCCUGGCUCUGGAAGUAGCCCUGGCUCUGGAAGUAGCACCGCUGGCCCUGGCUCUGGAAGUAGCCCUGGCUCUGGAAGUAGCACCGCUGGCCCUGGCUCUGGAAGUAGCCCUGGCUCUGGAAGUAGCACCGCUGGCUCUGGAAGUAGUUCUUCUGGAGGUAGCUCCACAAACUCUCAAACCACAUUACCUGGAGGAUCAACAGCAACUGCCCAAAGCAGUCCUAAUGGAAACGAUACCAGUACUACUGGUCCAGAUCAGACUACCCCUCAAUGUCCAAAUGAUGAAGAAUAUAACUCAUGCGGUCCAUACUGCGAAAAGUCUUGCUCUAAUUACAAUGAGAGUAUUAACUGUCCCACGCUUUGUGUCGCUGGCUGUUUCUGCCAAUUUGGCCUCGUAAGAGCUAAUGAUGGCAGGUGCGUCAAGCCUGAAGAAUGCACUCCGAACCCUAUCCCAGAGUGUCCGGUGAACCAGAAAUAUUCACCGUGUACACUGACAAAAUGCUACCAGACUUGCGACGACGUCAUCAAUGAGUCUGACUGUCCCGAGGUGCCUCCCAACUGUAGGAGACCAGGGUGCGUCUGUGUCGAUGGAUAUGUGAAGUCACGCAACGGAUCUUGUGUUCCUGCUGAUAAGUGUCCUCCAAACCCCGGACCGAAAUGUUUGACCAAUGAACAGUACACCAACUGUACACUCGCAAAGUGUAAACAGACUUGCGACAAUGUGGUCUUCAAAUCCGACUGCCCGAUCGUACCGUCCAACUGUAGUCGCCCUGGCUGCGAGUGUAUCGACGGAUAUGCAAGGGCUAGGAAUGGCACUUGCAUCAAAAACGAAAAUUGUCCUACACCACCACCACCGGUGUGCCCAACCAACGAAGUCUACUCCAACUGCACAGCCACAAAAUGCUACAAGAACUGUUACGAGCUGCUCACAACACCCACUUGCCCUCCUGUACCUGACCCGUGCAAUAAACCUGGCUGUGUUUGCAUCAAUGACUAUUUACGAGCUCCGAAUGGCACCUGCGUACCUCGGGCUGACUGUCCCCCGGACCCGAUACCUCAAUGCGAUGACGAUGAAGAGUACACUAACUGCACUACUUCAAAGUGCUUGAAGACUUGUGACGAUCUCCUGAAACAGCCGACCUGCGCGACGCCUCCCGCCAACUGCUCCAGGCCAGGGUGUGUGUGUGCCAAGGACACGGUCAGGGCGAGAAACGGAACCUGUGUGCCGGUUGAUCAAUGUCCACCUCCACCAAAGCCACAAUGCCCAAGGAAUGAAAUACUAUCCAACUGCACGUUAAACAAAUGCUACAAAACUUGCUCAGACUUGAAGAAAAAGCCCCUAUGUCCCACUGCCCCGACAGAGUGUCAGAAACGGGGUUGCAUUUGCAAAGACGACUGGUUGAGAGCGAAAAAUGGAACUUGUAUACCACAGGAUCAGUGCGAUCCUCUACCUCCUGGAUCAUCAACAACGGUUUCAAGUUCACCUUCUACUGACGCAAAUGGAUCUACAUUAAGCCCGUCAACUGCAUCUAAUACCUCUGAUGGAUCAACUACACCAUCCGGUGGCUCUACAGCAUCCGGUGGAUCUACAGCAUCCGGUGGCUCUACAGCAUCCGGUGGCUCUACAGCUCCUGGCGGAUCAACUACAGCAUCCGGUGGAUCUACAGCAUCCGGUGGAUCUACAGCAUCCGGUGGAUCUACAGCAUCCGGUGGCUCUACAGCAUCCGGUGGCUCUACAGCAUCCGGUGGCUCUACAGCUCCUGGCGGAUCAACUACAGCAUCCGGUGGAUCUACAGCAUCCGGUGGAUCUACAGCUCCUGGUGGAUCAACUACAGCAUCCGGUGGAUCUACAGCAUCCGGUGGAUCUACAGCAUCCGGUGGAUCUACAGCAUCCGGUGGAUCUACAGCAUCCGGUGGAUCUACAGCUCCUGGUGGCUCUACAGCAUCCGGUGGCUCUACAGCUCCUAGUGGAUCGACAGCAUCCGGUGGCUCUACAGCUCCUGGUGGCUCUACAGCAUCCGGUGGAUCAACUACAGCAUCCGGUGGAUCUACAGCAUCCAGUGGAUCUACAGCAUCCGGUGGAUCUACAGCUCCUGGUGGCUCUACAGCAUCCGGUGGCUCUACAGCUCCUGGUGGCUCUACAGCAUCCGGUGGCUCUACAGCUCCUGGUGGAUCGACAGCAUCCGGUGGCUCUACAGCUCCUGGUGGCUCUACAGCAUCCGGUGGAUCUACAGCUCCUGGUGGAUCAAGUACACCAUCUGGUGGCUCUACAGCAUCCGGUGGCUCUACAGCUCCUGGUGGCUCUACAGCAUCCGGUGGAUCUACAACAUCCGGUGGAUCUACAGCAUCCGGUGGAUCUACAGCAUCCGGUGGCUCUACAGCUCCUGGUGGAUCGACAGCAUCCGGUGGCUCUACAGCUCCUGGUGGCUCUACAGCAUCCGGUGGAUCAACUACAGCAUCCGGUGGAUCUACAGCAUCCGGUGGAUCUACAGCAUCCGGUGGAUCUACAGCAUCCGGUGGAUCUACAGCUCCUGGUGGCUCUACAGCAUCCGGUGGCUCUACAGCAUCCGGUGGAUCUACAGCUCCUGGUGGCUCUACAGCAUCCGGUGGCUCUACAGCAUCCGGUGGAUCAACUACAGCAUCCGGUGGAUCUACAGCAUCCGGUGGCUCUACAGCAUCCGGUGGCUCUACAGCAUCUGGUGGAUCUAGCCCAUCCAAUGGCAGUUCAAUCCCAACUGGCAGCACAUCUACUUUAACAACAACGUCUGCCGGCUCAUCACAAACCACUCCAAAAGAUAUAACGGGAUCCACCCCACCGCCUAGCGGGCCUUGCGGGAAAAAUGAGAUCUUCAAAAAAUGCAAAACAUUAUGCCCUCCACAGACUUGCGAUUCUUUGUAUACUUUGUACAAGUGCAGCAAUAGAUCCACUUGUAUACCCGGCUGUGAUUGCAAGAAGAAUUUCUUAAGGAACGGAACAGCUGAUGAUGCCUGCAUACCUGCUUCUACUUGUCCUAAACCUCCACCAAUCGUAUGCGGCGAGAACGAAACCUACGUAGAGAACACCAUAGUCACGCAAAGGACCUGUGAGAACCGAGCUAGUACCAAGAAGUGUUCGUGUGAACGCAUCACGGGCUGCAUCUGCAACCAGGGGUACUUGCGGACGAACGACGGACGAUGCGUGUUGCCAGAAAGUUGUCCGGUGCCAGUUUGCGGUCUCAACGAAGAGCCGAGUGACUGCAUCAAGAUUUGCGCCAAGACGUGCAAGACUCGCUUCAGGUCCGACGGCCGCGUGUGUCGCAACGACGUCUGCAAGCAAGGGUGCAAGUGUAUCGAGGGGUACUUGAGACACGACAAUGGAUCUUGCGUGCCUACGUAUGAGUGUUCUGCACCAAUCUGCAACAGCGACGAGAACCACCAAGUCUGCGGGCCCUCCUGUGAGACGACCUGUGCGACUAUCAACGGCACUUGCAGCAACAAGGCCUGUCCGAAGCGAUGUGUCGACGGCUGCUUCUGCAAGCCUGGGCUGGUGCGAUCGGAGGAUGGAGUCACUUGUGUGAAGCCGGAGAAUUGUGGUAAACUACAAUGCAUUGGACCUAACGAACACUACGAGAGAUGUCCUAGCGUUUGCCCGCCACAGACUUGCAAGGCGCAACUGGCUAAAUACGACUGUUCCAAAUUCAAAAAAUGCUGUCGCCCCAGCUGUCGAUGUGAUAAGGGAUACUUGAGAGACGAGAAAGGAGUCUGCAUACCGUCCAAGGAAUGUAGUAAGGUUUGAGCAAAGAGGUCGAGUAGCUGUAAUUGAUUCUGUUUUGUUUAUUUUGUUUAUUGUAUUGGCUGAAUAAAAUGUAAUGUUCGAAAUUUAAAA